This is a messenger RNA of Orussus abietinus, 7940 nucleotides long. It is a transcript of the gene Ptp10D, whose product is annotated as tyrosine-protein phosphatase 10D. The coding region runs from base 278 to 4921 and encodes 1547 amino acids. The record is from RefSeq and is a predicted model, not a curated record. The transcript is spliced from 19 exons. Gene Ontology annotation, biological process: protein dephosphorylation. Lineage: Eukaryota; Metazoa; Arthropoda; Insecta; Hymenoptera; Orussidae. Gene Ontology annotation, molecular function: protein binding; protein tyrosine phosphatase activity.
CGAGCGCGCUUGCUGCGAGGCGGAGCACCGCCGCGCGGAACCGGAGCCUCUCCUCGUAGCGAUCGACCGACGGGGCGCGGGGCGCGCGGGUGGCGAGCCCGACGCGCCCGGGCGGCAUGGCGGACCGGCACGCCGCCCACCUGCGCCUGAUCGGCGUCAACGCCGCCUGAUCCUCGGACCUGCACCCGCGUGUCGGGAUCGAAGCCAGUUCGCGUUGAGACCCGCCCGCCGCGCCACCUGCAGCCCGACACCUGCGCCUGACUGACCGCAUCCGAAGAUGACUCGACCUGCGCCUGGGCGCGCGCCCAGGAUCGUCUUCGCCCUCCUGGCGCUGCUUGCCGAGGUUACGUAUUCGGCCGACCUGGCGAUCGAAAUCCCUGGGAACCUCAGCCAGGGCGGGUCCUGGUACCGAUUGGACUACAGUCCUCCUGUCGGAUAUCCGCCUCCAAACACUACCAUUGCUGCCACCGACAUCGGGGACGUAAUCAAGUUCCGGGAUGGACUUCCGGGUACCAAGUACGAGUUCUGGCUGUACUACAGCAACGGCACUCUGCACGAUUGGCUUACAUGGACGGCCUCCAUCUCGACCGCGCCCGAUCCACCGUCCAAUCUUACGGUGUUGGUCGUCAAUGGGAAGACCGCAAAGGUGUUUUGGUCCCCACCGUCACAGGGUAAUUAUUCUGGGUUUCGAUUGCGGGUACAGAGCUUUAACGACGCCGGAAACCCAAGGACAAGCCUGAUACCGCCGGAUGCAGUGCCGUACAACCUGAGGGACCUAACUCCUGGGGCAACGUAUUCGUUGCAACUAUUUACAGUCCUGGACGCCAAAGAGAGCGUCGCCUAUACCAGCCGGAAUUUCACUACGAAGCCCAACACUCCGGGGAAGUUCAUCGUCUGGUUCCGUAACGAGACCACGCUUCUGGUUCUUUGGCAACCGCCAUAUCCAGCAGGGAUCUAUACUUAUUACAAGGUGAGCAUAGAUCCCGCGGAUGCUAUCGAGUCCGUUUUGUACGUCGAGAAAGAAGGAGAGCCUCCAGGACCUGCUCAGGCCGCGUUCAAGGGACUCGUUCCUGGGAGAGCCUACAACAUUUCUGUUCAGACGGUCUCCGAGGACGAGACCUCAGCUCCCACGACAGCUCAAUAUCGGACGGUACCACUUCGGCCAUUGAACGUAACCUUCGACAAGAGGUCGGUAACCUCGACCUCGUUCCGGGUCUUUUGGAACCCGCCCAAUGGCACUUCGGAGUUCGACAAGUACCAGGUGUCGUUGGGGUCCAACAGAAGGCCGGCGCCGGUCACCAGAAAUCGAGAUGACGAGAGUUGGUGGGAGUUUAAAGAUUUGGAACCUGGGAGGACCUAUCAAGUGGUUGUCAAGACGGUAUCAGGAAAAGUCACCAGCUGGCCUGCCAGCGGUGACGUCACACUCAAACCGCUUCCGGUUCGCGACUUGGUCGCCGAGAUCGACGACAAGACGGGAAUGGUGGAGGUCUCCUGGAGUCCUGACAAUAGCAGCAUCCAGGACAGCUACAAGCUUCUGUAUCACGAGGUGGAGACGUCCAUCGGUGACAGCAAUACCCUGACCACGGAAAAGACGAGGAUCACCUUGGAGGCUCUGCUACCAGGCAGGAACUAUUCGAUAAUCGUUCAAGCGAUUAGCAACAAGGCGGAGUCGAACGAGACGGUGCUGUACCAAGUCACCAGGCCUUCCAGUCCCAUAAUAGAAGACCUGAAGUCCAUCGAAAGGGGUCUGAACAUCUCCUGGAAAAGUGACGUCAACUCUCGCCAGGAGAAGUUCGAGGUGACACACACGAGGAAUGACACCGGAGAGAGCGCGACGACCCUCACCACGGAGUCGCACAUCGUGCUCGAGGAUUUAUAUCCUGGUGCAGGCUACGAAGUCAAGGUCUUCGCAAUUAGUCACGGCCUGAGGAGCGAACCUCACGACUACUUCCAGGCAGUUUUGCCUCAUCCUCCCAGAAAUCUCAGCAUCGAGAAAGUGACCAGCAAUGUUGUCAUCGUGCAUUGGGAUGCACCGACGGAUUCCUUGUUCACCGAAUAUGCGAUAAGAUAUCGUACCGAGGAUGAUCCCAGAUGGGUAAAGUUGCCAAAUGUCAGGGAUACGGAAGCGGAAGUUGCGGAUAUGACACCUGGGGAGAGGUACAUCAUUCAGGUGAACACUGUCAGCUAUGGGGUCGAAAGUCUCUACCCGUUACAAGUCAAUCAAACGAUUCGUCCGAAUCCGGUUAUCAAUGUCAAGCCAGUCUCCGACUCGACGAAUGUCACUCUUGAAUGGCCUCGACCCGAAGGCAGGAUCGAGAUGUAUGUCAUCACCUGGUGGUCCGUCGAAGAUCCUGAUGACGUCAGGUCCAAAAACGUCACCGAGAGCAACGUUUCUGGGGCUGGAUACGAAGAUAACGUUCAUUUGGAAAAGGUCCUUAUCAGCGACCUGAUGUCUGGGGUAGAAUAUUCAUUCUCCAUUUAUGUGGUGUCUUACCAUCUCGUUAGCGAUGUCACCAAUCUCACCGCUAGGACUAUGCCGCUGAUCCAAUCCGAGGUCGUCGUCGUGGUGGAUCGGGACCAACCGGAUUCCUUGACGUUGAGGUACACCCCGACACCCAUCCAGUCGUCGCACUUCGAUUUGUACCGAUUUCGGAUAAGUGACGAGAACAAUACCACCAAAGAGAAGUUGUUGGACGACACCGAUACCAAGGUGACGUUCACCGGCCUCACGCCAGGUCGGCUUUACAAUGUCACCGUUUGGACCGUGAGCAGAAAUGUCGCCAGCCAGCCUUUGCUUCGCCAGGACAGACUCUACCCCGAACCUAUCACGGCAAUCCGAGCAGUUAACGUGAACGACACGAAAAUCACCCUCACGUGGGACGUCCCAAGGGGUGAAUACGAUGCUUUCGAGGUCCAGUACAUCAAUCAAGAAGGAAACUACAUCCAGAACAUCACCUCCCAAAAUUCUAUCACUAUUUCGGACCUGAAACCCCACAGAAACUAUACGUUCACCCUGGUCGUUCGAUCUGGGACUGAAUCCUUUUACCUGAGACGAUCGAAUCCAUUAAGCGCGAGUUUUACCACGAGCGAGUCUUACCCAGGAAGAGUGGACAAGUUCCAUCCAAUAGACAUUCAGCCAAGUGACAUCAGCUUCGAAUGGUCGCUGCCAAGCCAGGAGCAAAACGGAGUCAUCAGAAAGUUCAGCAUAACUUAUGGAUUAGAGGGUUCCACCCACACUCAAGUACGGGAUUUCCAUCCCAAUGAGCUCAGAGGUGUCAUUAAGUCUUUGAUCCCGGGAAAGACGUACAUUUUCCGGAUUCAGGCUGAAACGAAGAUAGGCUUUGGACCGGAAGUAGUCUGGAAACAAAAAAUGCCAAUUUUGGCACCGCCUAAACCACCGACGCAAGUUGUGCCAACUGAAGUUUGUCGAAGUAGCACCACCAUACAGAUUCGGUUUCGAAAGAAUUACUUCAGCGAACAAAAUGGCGCUGUCACUUCGUACACGAUUAUCGUUGCUGAGGAUGAUAGCAAGAAUGCAUCCGGUUUGGAAAUGCCCAGCUGGAGAGACGUGCAAGCUUACAGUAUUUGGCCACCUUAUCAGGUCAUGGAGCCGUAUUAUCCGUUUAAGAAUGGCUCCGUGGAAGACUUUACGAUCGGCUCGGAGAAUUGCGAUAACAAAAUCGGUUAUUGCAAUGGACCACUGAAAUCUGGAUCUACUUACAGAGUAAAAGUACGAGCGUUUACAGCACCGGAUAAAUUUACAGACACUAGUUACAGCUUCCCCAUACAAACAGAUAAGGACAAUACUGCCAUCAUUGUCGGAGUCACGGUUCCUCUGGUAUUGCUGUUGUCUUUGUUGGGAAUUGGACUAUUCGUUCGAAGGAGAAGAAGUCAAGGAAGAAAAGCAACGGAAACAAGGACGACUGAUAACGUCUCCUUGCCGGAUAGCGUUAUCGAGACCAGCCGGCCAAUCAGGGUGGAGAAUUUUGCGGAGCAUUAUCGCAUCAUGUCGGCCGAUUCGGAUUUCCGGUUUUCCGAGGAAUUCGAGGAACUCAAACAUGUCGGCAGAGAUCAGCCCUGCACGGCUGCUGAUUUGCCUUGCAAUCGACCAAAGAAUCGAUUCACCAAUAUUUUGCCAUACGACCAUAGUAGAUUUAAAUUACAGCCCGUAGACGACGAAGAAGGGUCCGACUAUAUUAACGCAAACUAUGUGCCCGGUCACAAUUCGCCGAGGGAAUUUAUCGUUACUCAAGGGCCACUUCAUUGUACUCGCGAUGACUUUUGGAGAAUGGUUUGGGAGAGCAAUAGUAGAGCCAUAGUGAUGCUGACGAGGUGCAUCGAAAAAGGAAGAGAAAAGUGCGAUCACUAUUGGCCCGUCGAUACUCUUCCAGUUUAUUACGGUGACAUUUGUGUCACCAUCCUCAACGAGGCUCAUUACCCCGAUUGGAGCAUUACAGAGUUUAUGCUCUGUAGAGGGGACGUGAAGCGCGUUAUCCAGCACUUCCAUUUCACGACGUGGCCGGAUUUUGGCGUGCCAAGCCCGCCGCAAACUUUAGCUAGGUUCGUAAGGGCAUUCCGGGAAAGAGUUCGUCCUGACCAGAGGCCGAUAGUCGUCCAUUGCAGCGCCGGUGUCGGACGAAGUGGCACCUUCAUCACCUUAGACAGGAUAUUGCAGGAGAUCCUCGUCUCGGACUACGUCGACAUUUUCGGCAUCGUCUGCACGAUGAGGAAGGAACGCGUCUGGAUGGUCCAGACCGAGCAACAAUACAUCUGCAUACAUCAAUGUCUUCUGGCUGUCCUGGAGGGCCAGGACACUACGGGGCCGAUUCGCGAGAUUCAUGACAAUCAAGGUUUCGAAGGCAAAAAUCGGAGCUCGGUCAAAAACGCAAAGAGCCCUGCAGAGGCCGAGAAGGAGAGGUGACCUUCGAAAUCCGAGAGCGACAUGGAGGAUGACGAGGGAAUAGCCGAGUCAGGAAUGUGACCGGCCUUCAAUCCUUGAAAACUUGGAAUUUGCGCUCGCCGUUUCCGGUCUCCGGAGAGGAAAACAGGAUGUUCCUGAUACCCUGGGUCCAGGGAGACAGGAAUCCGCAGGAAGCGUUUCCAGGACUCCAAAAGUCCGCUUAAGGCGCAAGGACCUCCACAUUGUGUCCAGACUGCGAAGGAAGGAUUUCGCGGAGUGAACCACCAAAAAAGAAUGAUCCUGGACCUGCCAUCCCAAAUUGGUCCAUGAUCUCUGCAAUCUGCAGAUCGAGGAUGUCAUGAGCUUCAAAAAGGAAGCAUCGACAUUGAUUAUCUUGUACAUAGAGAAGCAUCCGCAUCGGCGAACUUGUACAUAGGGAAUCUCGGAAUGAGAGGACUCGAGAGGAGAAUUUGUGAAGAACGCAUUUGUUGAACACUGAAGUGAACACACGAUGAAGUAUUCAGUCGAUAUCCUUGGUCAUUUCGAUAUCAAUUCCAUGUCAUUUAGAUGGACAGUGGUCGGUACAUAUCAUUCGGAAAAUCAGGAGAAAAUGUCGAUUUGACUGCAUUUAUGCAAAUCCUCGUUUGAAGUUGACGCUGAGAAUGAGACGGUGAAGUUUGUAUGAAGCAAAUGUCGAUUCCUCGGCUCGUGAGUUUGGGAGGUGAUCGAAAAUUGACAUAUCGAAUGGUUGACGAGCUUCUGCCGAAUCGCCUGCAGCUAAAAGACACGGUAGCGGUGUUGGGGAUAGAGUUCCGCGCCAAGUGCACACGAAGAGUGGCUGCAUCCGUCCAACAGUCCGAUGGAAUUAGUAUUCUCGUUUUCUUAAUCAAACUGAUCGAUUGGAUACGCUUUUGUAUCGGAACGUGCGGAGAUCGAAGACAGAGAUUGGAGGGAGCAAGAAUCACUCAUCAUUCUCCUAGCCAUAUCAUUUUUCUUCCCGUCAUCUACGGAGGAGAUAUUUAUCAAUGCUGAAGAAUUAUUGUAAUCGAGGGGUAGAGUUUCUUCCAAUAUGGUAGAUGGUAGAUACGUAAUUUGAAAAAUUGUCGACACUUGGGACAUAUAUUCUUUACUGGAGGCUGUUGAAUAAGAACGUGGAGAAUCUAAAAAAUUAAUAAAUGCUAUUGCCCGUGGAGAUAGUCGGGCGAAAAGAAGUGCAACUAUAACGAAGGGACUAAAAGGUGGAACAGAUUUAGAGAUGUAGCUUCAGAACGACCAAAAACAGAGCUUUCGAUGUCAGGUUAGAGAAUCGAGGAUCAUCGCGUGUGUAUAGGGACUCGACCGAGCUGAGUCUCGCGCCAAGUACACGAGGACACUUCGGUAUCUAGUUUUCCCAAAGUGGCCACAGUGGUUGAUUAAAUACUCUUUUUAGGACCAGGUAUACGUCAGAUCAGUGGGAACAAGAAACUCGCAUCUUCGUAGGAGCCAUAUCAUUGUUUUCUUUCCCUCUUUCGCUGAAGAAGUGCCCAAGGUUUCUCUAUUCUUAUCACGUAAUAUCAUACCAGAUUGUGUCGUUCAUUGCAAAAAGAAUAGUAUUCGAUGAUCUGAAAAUUGUGUAUAGUUUUUGGAUGAGGGAUAGAUAAAGGGGACUGAUGGGAUUCGAAAUUUUGAUAGAAUCUCAGUUUAAGCGUCUUUCGUAUCGCACAUGCUUGCAGCGUAUAUGUCCUUAAGCAUUAACAAUGACAAUGGACAGCGUGAUAACGCUUUUCCAAAAUGGCCAAAGUUUCAAAAUCGACUCUCAGCACUUGUUCCAUCGCCUUUAGAUAAAUCCGAGAACAUUACAUCACAGCUGAUAGUAAAUUUUGGAGCGCUACUAUGAUAAAGCGCCGUCGAUUUACAUCGAUCAGCCUUUUAUAUCGCCAUAUUAAGCGCAAAGGACAUAAAUCAGGAUCUUCCAAAUGUGAAAUCCUUUCCAAGGGCAUAUCACGAUCACUAUGGAUUUUAAUAAUUACGCCAACAUCUUAUACAUACGACUGCAUGAUUUCUUAUAUUUUAUUAAUUAUGACUUUUGCGCUUUGAAUGGCACUAUUGUACAUACAAUGUUAACCGGAAGGUCGCGGAUCUGUUUCCCAUCGAGAUAUUAUUAUUAUUAGGGAUUUUACGUAUCAUUGUUACUGUUAUUAGUUAUUACGUUAUCAUCACCGUCCUCGAGGUUGCGAUUACGUUCGAUAAGCAAUCGGUUGUUUCAAAUUCACCGAGUAUUCGGAGGGGUCCUGAUUUCGUACUUGAAGUGUACACAGGUGAAGUGAUACCGAUUUGUACAUGCGAGCGAAUUGAUACAUGGUAACUUUAGAUUUAAGAGGUCCCAUAAGAUAACUUAAGGUACUUUGCGUUAUUCUGUGAUAAAGACACGAUCGUCGAGCAUCGAGAUCUGAUAUCAAAUCGUAAUCGAGGAAUGUACAGAGCCACAUCCAUUUUUUAUCAAUUUCGUUCCAAUUAGAUCCAGGCUCAAAAUAUUUACAUACAAAACAUCUCACUGGCAUCGUAUAAUAAAGUGACAAUUCUCGUUUUUUAUUUAACAAACUUGAUUAAUGAUUUGAUUUUCGUGCGCUAAGUUCGCGUUGUACUUCAAGUAUUAAUAAUGGAAUUAAUUUUGGUCGCUCCUGUGUAAGGACUUAUUUUUAGAUCUCUAUUUAGGAACGAACGCGAUUAUUUAAUUUGUUUGUAAUAUCGUUUGGGAAUGGUUUUUGCAGAAUUUAUUAAAAAUAUCUUUGCUCUCUUGGGAAAUUACGUGACAUGUCGAAUUUUAAUUUCUUUUAACUCUUUGAGAAGACUUCUCGAUUGCGUCUCACAGCGGAGACGCUGCUUUUUGUACUUAAGAAAUGUACGUACCACGUAGAAAAAUUAACUGGAUCAACGACAGCUUGAUUAAUUGUACGUAAUAGUUAUGCAAUUGUCGAAUUAAAAUGGCAGUUCUGUACUGGUAAAAAGACCGUUAAACGAGAGAGCGGUGGAAAUUAAUAAAGUGAUUCUUCCAAAGAAA